This is a messenger RNA of Cryptomeria japonica (Japanese cedar), 2534 nucleotides long. Its product is annotated as F-box/kelch-repeat protein At5g15710. The transcript has a single exon. The record is from RefSeq and is a predicted model, not a curated record. NCBI's taxonomy places the organism in Eukaryota, Viridiplantae, Streptophyta, Pinopsida, Cupressales, Cupressaceae. Gene Ontology annotation, molecular function: protein binding. Bases 1089 to 2291 code for a protein of 400 amino acids.
GUUUUAUCAAACCAGGAGCUCAUAAUUAGCUUUCCUAAUUUAUUACACCCAGUCCUGCCCACAGGUAGCAAUUGUUAUAUAUUUGAGUGAGGCACUGCACUUUUUUAAAUGAGCGGUUUGCUCCAAUCAACUCAGGCUAAGGUCUUGGGUGCCCUACUCUCUUCAGUAGAGGAAUUACACUUUAUUCUUAACAUUCAGGUGGUUUGGAUUCAUUUUACAGCCAGCCAGAUUUAUGUUCAUACUGUCUGAAAGUAUGCUAUGUGGACGCUGGGUAUGUGAUUUGAAUAAAUCUUAGUGUGGUCUGCAGUAUUUGAGAGCUUAGGUGUUUAAAUCCAAGUCAUUUAGUUUUGGGUUUGUUGCAUGAAUAAGCUUCACUUAAAUGAAGACAGACAUCCUCAGAACUUUGGUGUUUGAAUCUAGUUUGGAUUGUUUUGGAUUCAUUUAAAAAUCCAUUCCUCCCCACAAAAGAAUUGGACAGUCAUUCACUUCUUUCGCCAUGAGAGCUCUUUUUUCUUUUUCUUUUUUUGGCAAUUCAUAGUUGGCUAUGCAAUACUAUCGCUUAAUGUGCAGGAAUAAUCUUGAUCUCUUUUAGAUGGUAGGCUAGAUUCAUUCUCCAAAAUAAUGUUGAUGGUAUAAGUUGGAUAAUAGGCUCUUGAUAAUUUCAGACUAUUCCUGGCUUAAGCUUGUUCUGAAGGAAUCAGGACUAGAACCUAAGUUGAGUACAUAUAAGUAACCAUGAUUGUAGGCUUUGCAUUAUUAAGAAGUGGGCACAAUGAUUGUUAUUUGAUUGAAGUGUGACUAGGAGAUUGAGGGGUAUUAGGAAAGAUAUAGGUAGUCAAAAGUGACCAGGAUUCAAGCUUUAAUGAGUGGAUUGCUGAGGUACACGAAGGAAACCCCAAAUUCAAAUGCAUAUGAAUAGCAUGGAGAUUUGCAGAGCCACUUGAACAAGAUUAGCCAGGUUCAGGCAUAAUCAGUAGGAACAUGUUAACCAAGUUUGGAGGCAUUCUUAAUAGAAUUGCAGAUGUCCAAGAAUAUGAUUAACCAAGAUUCAAGUUAACCCCAAUACCAAUUUUGUGUUUAAGCUCAAAAUGCAGUCAAAUAAGGUUAAGCCCAAGUCAGAAUCCCAUCCUAAGACUAACACAGUAUGUUGUUUUGAGAACCAGGUGAUCUCAUUGUGCCAAACAGAGCUGGAAAGCUUCUGGAGUCAGCUUCCCGAAGAAGUGAUAGAGAGAAUUUUACUAUGGCUACCAGUGGCCAGCAAAGUGAAGUUCAAAAGUGUAUGCACAAAAUGGAAAUAUCUGCUUCAAUCAGACACAUAUUACAGUAGAAAAUACCAGAUUGAACAUGCCAAACAGCCAUGGUUUUUCCUCUGCACAACAGGAAAAUUCUCAUGUGCUUUUGACUUCCAAAUGAACCGCUGGCACAGGAUGCCAAACCCUGCAAUUCCUCGUUCAUCCAUUCUUGCUGCAGCAGGUAACAUUUUGUGCCUGGGAAACCUGGUUGCAGACUGCAAGGUCUUAUCAGUCUGCAAUCCAUUGAGAAAGGCAUUAAAGCAACUUCCUCCCAUGUCCAGAGUUCAGCUCAUACACAAGACAAGCAUAACACUACACAAGGAUGAGGAGGUUCACUCCUACAAAAUCAUGGUAGCAGGAGAAGAGCAAAGUGUCAUGUCUACUGUGAUAAACUCUAGAGUGUACAGGCUUUAUACAGAAAUUUAUGAUUCAAGGAAUGGUAACUGGAGAAUGGCCAGUAACCCAUUGCCCCAUGCAAAAUUUGGGUCUGAUCCAGGAGUUUGGUGCAAUGGCCUCUUCUACUGCAUCACAGAGAUGCCAUAUGGAGUGGUGACAUUUGAUCUACAGAACGGUGCUUGGACUGAGCUUGGGGCAGUUAUGCCUUGCUCCAUUGCAACUCCUUCACUUGUGGAGUACAGAGGCCAGGUAAUCCUGAUUGGAAGGGUGGUAGAGAACAAUCAAACUCAAAAAAUUAAGAUUUGGCAAUUACAAAAUUCCAAGUCUGCUGGUACUAGUCUUCUCACAUGGGCUGUAUUUCAAGAGAUGCCCUCAUCCAUUUUUUCAAAGUUUACAGCUCCUCUGGCUCCAUAUUCACCAUUACUUUGUUCGGCAGUGGGGGACUGGUUAUGCAUCUCUACACAUCUGAGCCUUUGUCCACUUGCUUUCAAUUUUUGUAACAAAACAUGGAAAUGGCUUCCUGGAGAUCCUCUUUUUCCAGGGAAAAGAACUUUCCAUUUAUUGGGAUUGUGUUUUGAUCCAGUAUCAGAAUCCCAACUGUAGAAAGUUGGUUCUAUCAAUCUCAGGUAGUUAUUUUUAUUCAUGAUUAGACUGCAUAAGGUGGGAUCAGAUUAGGUAGCUUGUCAUUCAAUUUAAUACAAUUGAUUGUUGUGGGUAUCCUAGUUUCUGAGAUUUGAUUGAUUGGACUGCUCUUUUGAAAGAGCUGGAUGUAAUAAGCCAUUCAUAUCUUGAAUUUUCAUUCAAGGCUUAUCAUGAUAAUGAAUAUGCCCAUUAAAUCUGUUCUUA